AUGGAGCACAACCACCUCCACAACGGCUCCCUCCUGGCGCACCACCGCUAUGGCUGCGGCUUGGGAUACGCACCUGUCGUCUACUACAGCCUGCUGCUCUGCCUCGGGCUGCCGGCAAACAUCCUGACAGUCAUCAUCCUUUCCCAGCUCGUGGCUCGCCGGCAGAAGUCCUCCUAUAACUACCUGCUAGCUCUAGCUGCUGCUGACAUCCUGGUCCUCUUCUUCAUCGUCUUUGUUGACUUCCUCAUGGAAGACUUCAUCUUAAACAAACAGAUGCCUCAGGUGCUGGACAAAAUAAUAGAGGUACUGGAGUUUUCUUCCAUCCACACCUCCAUCUGGAUUACAGUGCCGCUGACCAUCGACCGGUACAUAGCUGUGUGCCACCCGCUCAAGUACCACACCGUCUCCUACCCUGCCCGCACCCGGAAGGUCAUCGUCAGCGUCUACGUCACCUGCUUUCUGACCAGCAUCCCCUACUACUGGUGGCCCAACAUCUGGAUCGAAGACUACAUAAGCACAUCCAUGCACCAAAUCCUCAUCUGGAUCCACUGCUUCACCGUCUACUUAGUGCCCUGCUCCAUCUUCUUUAUCCUGAAUUCCAUCAUCGUGUACAAGCUGCGGCGAAAGAGCAACUUCCGACUGCGGGGGUACUCCACGGGCAAGACGACAGCCAUUCUGUUUACCAUCACUUCUAUUUUUGCCAUCCUCUGGGCACCAAGAGUCAUCAUGAUCUUGUAUCACCUCUACGUGUCGCCCAUAAACAACAGCUGGGUGGUGCACAUCGCCUCGGACGUCGCCAACAUGCUCGCGCUGCUCAACACCGCGAUUAACUUCUUCCUCUACUGCUUCAUCAGCAAAAGGUUUCGCACGAUGGCAGCCGCCACGCUGAAAGCCUUCUUUAAGUGCCAGAAGCAGCCUGUGCAGUUCUACACAAACCAUAACUUUUCCAUAACAAGCAGCCCGUGGAUUUCCCCGGCCAACUCCCACUGCAUCAAAAUGCUUGUUUACCAGUACGAUAAGAACGGGAAGCCUAUCAAAAUCUCGCCGUGACAAGGGCAGCAGUUGGAGUUUCUGGGCACAAGCUCUUCUCAAGCGGUUACAUCCUCAGGGUGUGACUUGGUGAAAUGGCUCUUUUCAAGAGGGGUUAUUCGAUUUCAUCUCCCUGGCAGGUGGAGGGCAGAGCAGACUGCUGGAGGGAACAGGAGCACUUGAUUUGAGGAGGCAAAGCGAGAAGGCAGACACCUCUGUCUCUUCCACAGCACUUUGGGUAUGCUUCCAGAGUUCAACUCUUAGUGUUUAGUGGCACUCAAACGUUUUGCAUUCCAGCACCAGUGCGGUCCAAAGUCGUCAAGAGGGGAAAGCCACAGCAGUGUUUAAUUACAACCUUCUGCAACACAAGAGUGAAAGCUUGCUCGAGCACGCAGUUGGCUGGCGGUGGAGCACACAGGUGAUCUGUGUACUGUGGGAGGUGCCGUUGCUGGCCUGUGCACCUGACAAAAGUGAUGUGCUGGUUCUGACGUGAGACACCACCACACCCAGUCUUGCUCUCAAGAGCUCGUUGCAGGAGGCAGACACCAACUGCCACAAGCCCUUUUUUGGCUCAUUUGAACAAGGCUUGAGGACCGAUGCAGUCCCUUGGCAUGCAAAGCAGUCCUGCAAGCUGCCAGUAUUCAUGUUCUAAGCUAUUACUUAAGAACGCAAGCAAGACAGGGGAGCUAGAGAGAGG
Messenger RNA from Pogoniulus pusillus (Red-fronted tinkerbird), 1726 nucleotides. It is a transcript of the gene GPR139, whose product is annotated as G protein-coupled receptor 139. Gene Ontology annotation, molecular function: neuropeptide receptor activity. Gene Ontology annotation, biological process: phospholipase C-activating G protein-coupled receptor signaling pathway. Bases 1 to 1050 code for a protein of 349 amino acids. The record is from RefSeq and is a predicted model, not a curated record. Lineage: Eukaryota; Metazoa; Chordata; Aves; Piciformes; Lybiidae. The transcript is spliced from 2 exons. Gene Ontology annotation, cellular component: plasma membrane.